GAACUUCUCUGGGAGGGUCUUGAAGGCUCUUGUCAGGAUGGUGAAGCUGUUCAUUGGAAACCUGCCCCGGGAGGCCACAGAGCAAGAGAUCCGCUCACUCUUCGAGCAAUAUGGGAAGGUGCUGGAAUGUGACAUCAUCAAGAACUACGGCUUUGUGCACAUAGAGGACAAGACGGCGGCCGAGGAUGCCAUACGCAACCUGCACCACUACAAGCUGCAUGGGGUGAACAUCAAUGUGGAAGCCAGCAAAAACAAGAGCAAAGCUUCAACCAAGUUACAUGUGGGCAACAUCAGUCCCACUUGUACCAACCAAGAGCUUCGGGCCAAGUUUGAGGAGUAUGGCCCAGUUAUCGAAUGUGACAUCGUGAAAGAUUAUGCCUUUGUACACAUGGAGCGGGCAGAGGAUGCAGUCGAAGCCAUCAGGGGCCUUGACAACACAGAGUUUCAAGGCAAAAGGAUGCACGUGCAGUUGUCUACCAGCCGGCUUCGAACUGCCCCCGGGAUGGGAGACCAGAGUGGCUGCUAUCGGUGUGGGAAAGAGGGACACUGGUCCAAAGAGUGCCCAGUAGAUCGUACUGGGCGGGUGGCAGACUUUACUGAGCAAUACAAUGAACAGUAUGGAGCAGUGCGCACACCCUAUACCAUGGGCUAUGGGGAAUCCAUGUAUUACAAUGACGCCUAUGGAGCACUCGACUACUAUAAGCGCUACCGGGUCCGCUCUUAUGAAGCGGUGGCGGCGGCGGCUGCUGCUUCUGCAUACAACUAUGCAGAGCAGACCAUGUCUCAUCUGCCUCAAGUCCAGAGCUCAUCUGUGACCAGUCACCUCAACUCUACUUCUGUUGAUCCCUAUGACAGACACCUAUUGCCGAACUCUGGUGCUGCUGCUACCUCAGCUGCUAUGGCUGCUGCUGCCGCCACCUCUUCCUCCUAUUAUGGAAGGGACAGAAGCCCACUGCGUCGUGCUACAGCUGUGCUCCCCACAGUUGGAGAGGGCUACGGUUAUGGGCCAGAAAGUGAGUUGUCUCAGGCUUCAGCAGCUACACGGAAUUCUCUGUAUGACAUGGCCCGGUAUGAGCGGGAGCAAUAUGUGGACCGAGCACGGUACUCAGCCUUUUAAAAACUGGAGGAAGGGAACUAAGGCUCCAGAGAUUCAGUAAUUUGCCCAUCAUCAUUUGGUAAAUGAGGUAGGUGAAGCCAAAAUUCAAAUUCAAGCCUGACUCUUAAAAUUCCCACUAACAGUCAGUAUGGUAUUAAGCUGAAGGGUACAGGUUCAGGACUUAGCAAUGAAAAUCACAGAGUAUUUGCUAAUAAGAUUGUUUAUUGGGUCACUAGCCUUUAUCAUGGAAGCUCUUCAAGUAUGAUAUCUGCAAGCCAGAUAAAGUCCUAUAAAUGUUAAGUGCCUAAUUCUAAGAUACUUGUUUGCUGAAUGUUUGAUGCUCUGCCCCAUGUAGUUUUUUCCUUAUUCACAUCUAGAGCAUUGGAGUGCUUAACCCCUAUUUUCUUGUAACCUAUGAUACGUUUCCCAUUUCUUUCAGCAUUUUGGGUUUUUUGUGUGGGAACACUACUUAAGGAAUUAGAAAUUGGCAAUCUUCUGAUGUACAUAAAAUCCUAUAGGUUGUGACUCUGAAAAGUUAAUGUUUCCUAUUUCUGGAAUUGUGUAUCAAAGUUGCUAAGUCACUGCAAGUCACUGGGGUAGGAAAUAUUGAGUAUUGAGUUAAUCAGAGUGGAAAUAGCAUCAUGACAUUAUAUUUUCAUGGUUUUACUUAUACUGUGAAAUUGGGCAUCACUUGAAUUUGAGCCCCAGUAGCAAGGUUAAACCGAAUUACUACUGAGCUUCCAAGAUUUCAAGUUAUCCCCUCUUUGGUAUAGGUGUAGAAGAAAGAAAAGCUACAGAAUUUGCUUUUUGUGAAGUUAGAAGCACUGUGUCAUGAACCUGUGAUUUUAUAUCUUAUAUGACCAUGUCAGUAAGACUUGGGAUUUCCUGAGACCACUGUGCAGCAGUGUGUGCAUGUGUGUGAAGUAGAUUAAGCUUAGAAGCUAUGGAGUUUGCCAUUAAUUUUUACAGCUGGAUCUACCAUGAGUUGAGAUGCCUCUGAAGUGAAGUAAGUUGUUCUCAAUCUGUCAGAUAACUUCUGUUUCUUUUAAGUAUGUUUCAAAGUUAAUUUUUAAAUUAAUAUAUUGUGGUCUUUAAAGGGUAUUGAUACAUCAUUUUAAAAGUGAAUUUUAACUGAGAACAGUGGUUGUUCAACUAACCUCUUUGUAGUGAUGACUUUUAAAGAAACUUACCUUCCAGGUGUGAACCUCAAAUGGACUGAAUAACCCUGAGUUGGUUGCAGUCCCAGGAGCCUGAUGUUAAUGAGGCUGCCAGGAGGAAAUACUACAGAACUGUUGGGGAUCCAAAUUCGGGUCUCACUAGCAGAACUGAUCCAAGAACGUCACAGCUUUUGAAGUCGAUUGGCACAGAUCAAGACCAAGAUUUGGCCCUUUGUCUGUAAUAAGUAGAGGAACUUGGUGUGAGUUAACUUCUUUUUUCCCCCAGCCAUUGGUGUCUGGAGUUUCCAUCAUCAAUGGAAGAAUUAGAGAAUUCUAGCAGAGAUUUCUUCUUUCGAUUUGGCAAGGGAGAUUUGGUCAAUUAGAGAAAACACUGGAACUGUGGUUCUAAAUCUGUGACAGUGUGACAUGUAGUUGUGUUAGAGAUUGGUGAAUGACCCACUGUUCCUUGAGAACUGUACCUUUUACAAAUGUCAUUUCUAAAAGUUGUUUAUUAUGAAAAAUUAAAAAUGGGUGUGGUUAUUUGCGCCUAUAGUUCCAGCUACUCAGAAGAAACACUUAAUAAGCCCAGGAAAAUUCAACCAGAGCAACAUAGUGAAAUUCCAUAUCAUUUUUUUAAAAGGGGAAAGUAGAACAAUUGGCCAUAUUUGAGAUCUCAGUAUCUUCUGCUUUUCCCAGAUCCAAAAAUUAAACUGUUAUUUGUGUUGAUAUAUGUUUGCCCUUUGUUGGAGCAAUAGUAGCCUUCUGUUAAAGAGGUUAUUUUGCCAGGCGCCGUGGCACACACCUGUAAUCCCAGCGGCUUGGGAGGCUGAGGCAGGAGGAUCACAAGUUCCAAAACAGCCUCAGCAACUUAGCAAGGCUGUAAGCAACUUAGUGAGACCCUGACUCUAAAUAAAAUAUAAAAAGGGGCUGAGGAUAUUGCUCAGUAGUUAAGCUCCCCUGGGUUUAAUCCCUGGAAUCAAAAAAAUAGUUAUAUUGUUUAAAAGAUGGCUAAGAAAAUGAGAAAGUUGAAUUUAUCAUUAACACAGCAGACUUUCACCUAGAUUACAUCUGUAUGUCCUAUAUAGCUAUUAGUAUAUUCUUUUAUAGACCUAUUUAAUAGAACCCUAGAUGAUUUUGUGGAAUAUAAAUUUGAUCCAAUCUGACUUGGUUUUGUUUUGUUCUUUGUUUUUUUUUCCCCCCCUGGAAUACAGGACGGGACCAGGGCCCUUGUACUCGGAGCCAAGCUGCUCUCCAGGCAUUGUGUAAGCCUCUUGUGUUGUGCUCUCUUUCAGGUAGGAUAAUUGCGGACUGAACCCUCGGGCUGCGGUCAUAUAUGAGAACUUGCUCCGCGCGGUCCCCUUUGCCGGGAUGUUUCCAUUGCUUCAUGUUUCAGUAAACAGAGGAGUUUGAGACCAACUAUGUUUUCUUUCUUAAUUUAAUUCUUCUAAGUUUACUUUUCUUUCCUCCUGAUACUAGUCUUAGUAGCCUUUCACUUUGUUCCUUAUAUUCUCAGCCUCAGAUCAUCCCUAGGUAAGGAUUAUGCUGGCAUUCCCUUUUUUCCUGUACAGUGGAACCCCUCUUAUCUUGCUUUCCCUAGGAUUUGAACCCUUCCUCCCUGCCUACCUACAGCAUCUCCCUUUAAAAUGACCAUGUAGUGGCAAACAGCCUUUUACUCUUCUCUGUUAGCUCUGGACUCUUAACAUUGAAGCUAAUCUUCUGAAAUUGCUAGGACCAUUGGGGGUUUUGUUGUUGUUUUUGUUUGUUUGGUGUUUUUUUUUUUGUUUGUUUGUUUGGUUUUUUUUUUUUUUUUUUUGGUCUGACCUGUGAUCGUGGUACAGCAUUAGCUGAAAUUUAGCCUUGUUUUAACUCCACUCCUCCCACUUUUAUUUUUAUUUUUUUGACAAAUAAAUAUUUCUAACACUGAA
Messenger RNA from Ictidomys tridecemlineatus (thirteen-lined ground squirrel), 4178 nucleotides. The record is from RefSeq and is a predicted model, not a curated record. NCBI's taxonomy places the organism in Eukaryota, Metazoa, Chordata, Mammalia, Rodentia, Sciuridae.